AUGGCUGAUUCUUUCACAACAUCUCAAAUCAAAGAACAUUUGUUGAGUUUUCCUCGACAUAAGGAGAUAUCAGGACACACAACACCUUCAAUUAGUGAUACCACAUGCCAGUUGUGUUUUAUGGAUAAGCUGUUGCUCUCCCCUGCACCCAUAUAUUGCUCAUCUUGUGAGACACGGAUUAAGCGAAAUGUUGGAUAUUAUUGGUCGGCAGAUGAAGAGGGCACACACCAUUGCAUUUGUAUGCGAUGCUUUGGGGGAUCUCGUGGGGCUAAUAUUUCAAUACGUGAGGGUUCUAUUUCCAAAACAGACCUGCAGAAGGCAAAGAAUGACGAGGAAUACGAGGACUCGUGGGUGCAGUGUGAUAGAUGUCAACAUUGGCAACAUAGGAUUUGCGGUCUCUACAAUAACGAAAGACAUACAGAAGGGGAGGAAGAAUAUAUUUGUCCUAAAUGUUGCUUAGAAGAAAUAGAGGACGGAAGGCGUGUCGCAUUACCACCGACUGCUGUUUUGGGAGCUAAAGAUCUGCCGAGGACCAAUCUCAGUGAUCAUAUAGAGCAAAGACUUGCUAGGCGUAUGAAGCAAGAGAGAGUAGAUAUGGCAGAAUUUUCUGGAAUAGAAUUGGGGAAGGUACCUGUAGCAGAAGAUCUUGUUGUCAGAGUAGUGGUAUCUGUUGACAAACAGUUGGAAGUGAGACAGCAAUAUAGAGAUAUACUUGAUGAAGAAGAUUAUCCGGCACAAUUUGCAUACAGAUCAAAAUUAAUUUUUUUGUUCCAGAAACUAGAAGGGGUGGAUGUGUGCCUCUUUGGAGUGUGUGUCCAGGAGUUUGGAUCAGACUGUCGCGGCCCUAAUCAUCGUUGUGUAUAUAUUUCAUACCUUGAUUCAGUCAAGUACUUCAAACCAGAAAGAAAUACCGCAAGUGGUGAAUCUCUUCGUACCUUCGUUUACCACGAAAUAUUGAUUGGAUACCUUGAAUAUUGCAAGAAACGCGGUUUUGCGACCUGUUAUAUAUGGGCAUGUCCUCUUAUAAAAGGGGAAGACUACAUCUUUUACUGCCAUCCAGAGAAGCAGAGAACACCAAAGCAGGAUAAGCUACGGCAAUGGUACAAAUCAAUGUUACGAAAGGCAGCGGAAGAUGACGUUGUGGUGGACAACACUAAUUUAUACAAUCAAUUCUUCGUUCCCACCAGGCAGGGAAAUACGAAGAUAACUGCAGCCCGUUUGCCAUAUUUUGAUGGCGAUUAUUGGUCAACGGCUGCUGAAAGUAUAAUCAAGAAACUCGAAGAAGAAGAAAGUUCUGGAGGAUUGCGUAGUAGGUUACCUACUAAGAGAACCUUGAUAGCCAUGGGACUGGAGAACCCUGAUGUUGUGACGAAGGAUGUCUUAGUGAUGCAAAGACUUGGCGAAACCAUUCUGCAUUCGAAGGAAAACUUUAUGAUUGUUCGGUUACAGUACAUGUGUACAUAUUGCCAUGAAGUAAUAUUAUCUGGAAGCAGAUGGUUCUGCAAUCAAUGCAACAAGAUUCAACUAUGUUCAAGAUGUUUUAAUGGUGGUAAACUUCUUUCCGGGAGGAGAAUGCAUACAUGCCAUUCUGGUAAAGUUAGUCGACUUUCAGAGGAUGUGUUGAGCAAUGUACCUAUUGAUACCAAGGAUGGUGAUGAUGCGCUUGUAAAUAAUUUCUUCGAGACUCGAGAUGAUUUCUUGAACAAGUGCCAGAAAUCUGAGUAUCAGUUUGAUACACUUGGCCAUGCCAAGUAUUCCUCUAUGAUGAUCCUAUAUCAUUUCAUGAACGAGCUUAAGUUAACUCAGCCUUCGACAAAAGCUAUCUCCAAAACCAGAAGUGAUAAACAUAAGCAAAGAGUGAUGAUGAUAAAGGCCAGUCUAGAUGCUUUAAUGCAUGCCUCUAAAUGUAAGAGCAUCCAGUGUUCCUACCCGGAUUGUCGGACCAUCAGAAAGCUUCUCCACCAUGCUUCUAUAUGCAGUGUCAGGGGACAUAAGAAAGCACCGAGCAACACUUUCAUUGAGCUCUGA
Messenger RNA from Cynara cardunculus var. scolymus (artichoke), 2028 nucleotides. Its product is annotated as probable histone acetyltransferase HAC-like 1. The record is from RefSeq and is a predicted model, not a curated record. NCBI's taxonomy places the organism in Eukaryota, Viridiplantae, Streptophyta, Magnoliopsida, Asterales, Asteraceae. Gene Ontology annotation, cellular component: histone acetyltransferase complex; transcription regulator complex. Bases 1 to 2028 code for a protein of 675 amino acids. Gene Ontology annotation, biological process: positive regulation of transcription by RNA polymerase II. The transcript is spliced from 12 exons. Gene Ontology annotation, molecular function: transcription coactivator activity; zinc ion binding; histone acetyltransferase activity.